AUGACUUUUGAUGCCUACUACAAGGCCAACAUUGGCAGCGAAAAUUUGAGCAACAGCGAGGCUCGAAUUGUCGCCAUCAUGAAACUGAAGAGGCCGGGCCCCAAUGGCGAGGAGUACAUCAUUCAACCCCCCUGCGGUGACGGUGACAACUGGGGCUGCAACAGAUUGGUCAAGGACCUCAACGUGUUGACUGAUGACAAGGUUGCCGCCGUCCCGGACACAACACCGUUCAACUGGAGGCAGCUAAAGGCGGCUGGAAAGGUUGCAGUCACGCAGUCACCCACGCCGGCCGAUAAUGAAUCGGAUCCAGGUACUUCUGAUACGGGCCAGGUCAAGCCGCCGCCCAAGCAUCCUUCUCAGGGUAAAAAGCCGGGUACAUCCCACGAUGAACAGGGAACCGGCAAUCCCGGGGAUGACGAAAUUGAGCCGCCACCCAAGCAUCCGAGUACGAGACCCGACAGGCCGGCUAGGCCAGCUACCCAGGGAGACGGGGAGGACCAUCCGGGGCAAGGCGGUGAUGAUGACGACAACCCUAGCACUGGCACCAAGCCCAAGACCAAGCCCAAGCCAAAGGGUAAUGGAAGGACACGUCGUCACUUCUACGCAUAG
Messenger RNA from Metarhizium brunneum ARSEF 3297, 609 nucleotides. RefSeq lists its product as uncharacterized. NCBI's taxonomy places the organism in Eukaryota, Fungi, Ascomycota, Sordariomycetes, Hypocreales, Clavicipitaceae. The record is from RefSeq and is a predicted model, not a curated record.